Cynoglossus semilaevis (tongue sole) is the source of this 4012-nucleotide messenger RNA. It is a transcript of the gene obi1, whose product is annotated as ORC ubiquitin ligase 1. Lineage: Eukaryota; Metazoa; Chordata; Actinopteri; Pleuronectiformes; Cynoglossidae. Gene Ontology annotation, molecular function: ubiquitin-protein transferase activity. The record is from RefSeq and is a predicted model, not a curated record. The transcript has 6 exons. The coding region runs from base 1688 to 3634 and encodes 648 amino acids. Gene Ontology annotation, biological process: protein monoubiquitination; regulation of DNA replication.
UUAAUUUAAAUCACGUAGAUAACGCAAACACAGUACGGAAGACUUGGGAGAUGCGUACGGAAGUCAACAAACACGUGAAGUGAACGUGUGAGGCGACGUGGUCUGCUCCAAGUGCUCGGCCACCUAGCGUCGGCGUCUGGUAGCGUGCUCGUAUCUCAAAUCUUUACUUGUAUCUCAAAGCAAAAAUUUGCUCGAAGGCUUGCUCGUAUCUCAAGGUACUACUGUAAGUAUAUGAAGUGACUGUGACUAAAUGUAAUUUUAAACCUGUUUACUUAAAAUCACAAAAAAACAAAAACACGUAUUUUGAACAAUCGGUGAGAGCAAUUUAUGGUUUCUGAUGCACUUUGCAUUCUGUUGAAAACAACCAAACAAAUGAGUGUUUUUAAAGAGGGAUCAGAGUACAAGCUUAUUUUGCAGUCAAUUCUAAUCCCAUUAGACCCUAAGAAGAGGUCCUGUUCUGCAGACACAAUGAAUAGGAAGAUGUUUCUUUUAGAUGCAAGGCAUGGCGCCAGAGGUUUAAACUGGGACAGAGUUGAAAUAUAAAAUUAUUUGAUUUGGGAAUUAUAUUAAUAAUAUAAAGUAGUGUAGGGUGGUCAUUAAUCAAUGCAAAAACAAAUAAUUCUGCAUGGAAAAUUUUGGACUGCUCAUUAAACCUCACUCUCACACUCUAUAUUUUUUUAACACACUGAUUUAAACCACAGCACAACAACAUUAAAUACAGUAUCUGCAGACUUGCUGAAAUGUAUUCAUUUAUUUUUACUUCUCUUUGCAAGAUCUCGAGUAUAUUUUUUCAAGUUUGACUUUGUUUGUCAUGCAAAUCACUUUCCAAUUUUAAAUUUCCAGUACACUUUUAUUUAAAUACACCUGUCCUAAAAUUGGUGUCUGUCGCUUAACAUGUGCAGAUGCACGUCUGUUUAUAGGGCAAUACCAGCUGCAGGUUAUGAGUUUAAUAUUUUAUAAUAUUUUGUGAAACUAACAAGCCAUGCUGCACACUUGAAUAUAUCAAGGUGCGACCUCCUGACAACCAUUCAAGCCAUAACAGGUCAUUUGUCAUGGACAUUUUCGAUGAUAAUAGCAAUUAUUUACCCAGAAAUAGGAUUGACAUAUAAUAUGCAUUUUUGUAUGUGAAGUAGUGGAAACCAAUUUUCCUCUAGCAGUAGUUCUACAACUAUGAUAGUGAACAAAACAAAACAAAACAGGCUUUAACUGUUGAGUUCAACUUUCACUUACCAACACUUAUGGUAAUUUAUGUUUCAACUCCUGUAAUGAUUAAUAUUUCAUGUUCCUAAAAAAUGCUACAAAAGUGCACUAUAUAAAAAAAAUUGAAACAUUUUUUUAAUUUGUUUGACAUAAAGCAAAUUUUGACUAUAUGUGACUAUGUACCACUAAUAAAUAUUUUUAGCCUUUAACCUGUGUUUAUUUAACAUUGCAUUUCUAUCUGACAUAAAAAACGAUAGAACACAAAGCACUAUUAGCUCAAAUUUAACGUAUGGGAAGUGACAUAUUUCUAGGUGAAGGCCAUUCGCCCAAAUCCAGUCGACAUUUCCGCCCUAACCGUCAAUAGCCUUUUUGACCAUUUACGGCUACAGUAGCUCGACGCUCUGGCGCGCAGUGUCGAGACGGAUGGAGAUUUGUUCUUCCGUUAAGAAAGUGUUUAUUGUUUCCGCUCUUUUUGUUUUGAAUCCGUAUGAAUAUGGCUUUUAACUACCAGGCGUCGACUCUUUCCAUGACUUUGCCCAUUUCUUGUCAAAUAUGUCUGGGGAAGGUCAGGCAGCCGGUCAUUUGUGCAAACCACCACGUGUUCUGUUCGUCCUGCAUGGAAAUGUGGUUAAAGAAAGCGAGUCAGUGUCCGACCUGCAGAGUCCCCAUCACAGCAGAGAAUCCCUGCAGAGAAAUCAUAGGCGGUACAAAUGAAAGUGAUCAUGUUGACACCCCCUCUGUGAGAAAAUGUCUAAGAAAAUCCAGAGGAGAGCUGCUUUUACGGGAGUAUGAGGCUGAAAUUGACACACUCAUCAGAGAAAACGAGGAGCUGAAAACAAAAAAUCAAUGUCUGGAAGAACAAUUGAAGACGGCGUUGGAUCCUUGCACUGUAAUCAGCAUGCAUACGGAUGAUAAAAGAGUCGAUUCCCAAAUUCUGGAAGAAUGGAAAAAUAAACUACGGACUGCCACAGAUGUUUGUGAUAAAAUAAAGCAGGAUAUGGAUAAACUGAAGGAGGCAAAUAAGACAUUACGAUCCCAAAACUUGGACCUCGUGCAGGAAAACAUGCGACUAAAAGCAGAAGUGGCCAGUAGAUCACCACAAAAGUUUGGACGUUAUACGGUGGCAGCACUGGAGGCUAAAAUCCAGCAUUAUGAGCGCGAUGUGGACCACUUGAAGAGAGCUCUGGAGCGCAGUGACCAGUACAUCGAAGACAUGGAGUCUCGGAUCAGAAAGUCGGAAAAGAAUUGUUCUGAAGUGCAGGAAGCCAGUGGGAGUAGCAAUGUGGGUUCAGGCAGUCUCACACAGCAUCAGAAAAUCAGCAUGAUGAUAAGAAGUUUGAGUGACAAUGAAAGGGCGUCCAUCUGCAGCAAUCCAGAGACAGAAUGUCGAACAUUUUCCAGAAACCAUAGCUUAGUGUUCAUGCCAUCUGCAGAUCACAGGGAGUUCAGUAAAAAUCCCACAGUUGAAAGGAAAAGUGAAAACCUGGAGACUGCUUCUCCUGACAUUUUGCCCACCACUCCGUCCACUGCUUUCCGUUCACUGACUUUGAGAAGCCCUGGGAUCCGUGAGAAAAAAGUGGCAUUUAAACCUGCGUCUUAUUUGAGAAGACUUGAUUUUGAAGAUUUCCCUAGCCCUGACAAGGCUACCAGCAACACGGAAAAUCAGUUCAUCAGUCUUGACAAAUUCCCCAAAGCCUCAGCUUCAGAUGUUGAUGCUGAUGUUGAGCCCAACGAAUCUGUUCUCUGGGUCGGUUGGGAGAGAUCAAACCCUAAUGAGCAACCGUGCACGAGCACAGACAGCUCAGUGAAAGCCUCGACAUCCAUUCUAGUAGGUAAUGUGUCUGACACUUUCCAGAUGUCCAGUGAAGCUUCCAUGGAUGCAGCUUAUCUGGAUAAAAUAUCAGAGUUGGACUCCAUGAUGCUGGAUGGAGAGAGUUCUAGUAGCAGGGGAUCCCAGCUCUCACUAAACUCCUCUCCUCCAACAGACAUGGACAACACUCUGGUACCAGAACCUCAGCGCUCAGAUCACUCACCACACAUUGAAGCAGGCAGCGCCCUCAGUGACAAGGUGGCUCCGAAAGAUGACGAUGAUGAUGUUUUUGUAGGCCUGGUGUCAGGUAGGGACGCCCUAGUUGGUGUUUCUGGUUGUACAAAGAGCAGAGUUCCCUCCCAGACUGAAGAACUGUCUUUUGAUUUGCUGUUUGAUACGCCAGAAGAGAACCAGGCUGGUCCCUCAGACUCGCUGGGUCCAGUGAGCAAAGACGUAAACCAUGAUCCUGUAAACACCUCAUCUUCGUCCUCCAUCGCCAUUUGCAAUGGGAAACCUGCAAACACAGCACCAGACAGACACACACUCAUCAGCCAGGCGGCAAAGAGAAAGUCUCACAGUCCUUUUAGCACCAGUAGCCCCACCAAACAUUCAAAGCUCAUGUGAAAGGUUUCCAAAUACGUGUUUGUUGCACAUGCUUCACAUUAAACAGAAAUUAUAACAGUCGAACCUGAGUUGUUUGGUGACAAAUAAUAAAAAGAAAAAUUAGAUAUUCAAUGUCUGUUUUUGUAAGCUGUCUUCUGGAUGUGUCAUCCAUUUGUAGGUCUGAGAAGGUUUGACAGUAGUUUGUUUUGUUUUUUUUGUAGUAUGUUGUUUUAAGCGCAAAGACAUCUACUAAACCUGUAUGUCUCCAACUUUGAAAAUAACACUGAUAAUGUCUGAAUAACAUAGAGACGCUAGAGGCGGAUUGAGGAAAACAACACGUUGAAUCAAACAGCGCUCUGUAUCAGUGUAAUUGCAAAUAAACUAAUGCAAAGAAACUGA